AUGGCCAUCGACGGCCUCAUCGUCCUCGAGCCCAGCGGCAGGCCCAUCGCCCAGACCGCCUUCCGGACCUUCUCCCCGGCCUACCCCCUCCUCCACAUCGACGCCUUCAACGCCAGCCCCAAGGAUGAUCCCGUGAUAUACGUCCCCUCCUUCGAGCACGGCGCUCCCUCCGCCUGCGUACACGUCCGCCACAACGCCCUCGACUUUCUCUGCCCCAUAUCGGGCGACAUCGACCCGCUCUACGCCAUCGCGUUCCUCCGCACAUUCCUCGACAUCCUCGCUGAUUAUUUCGGCGACAUCUCCCCGGCCACGCUGAGGGACAACUUUGACAUCCUCUAUCAGCUUCUCGAGGAGACGCUAGACUCGGGCGGCCAUCCCCUCACCACCGCCCCCAACGCUCUCCGCGAUAUCGUGCUGCCCCCCACACUCUUCACCAAGCUCCUCUCCGCUGCCGGCAUCCCCGACCUCGCCCACGGCGCUGGGCCCGGCGGCGCCGGCCCGGCAGGCGCCUCGACCGCCUUCAGCAGUCCGAUCCCUUGGCGAAAAGCCGGCCUGCGCUACAACGCCAACGAAAUAUAUUUCGACAUCGUCGAGACCCUGCGCGCGGUGGUGACCUCGUCGGGUGCGGCAGUCACCGCGCGGAUCGCGGGGCGCGUCGACGCCAACGCGCGACUGUCGGGAACGCCCGAUCUGGCCCUCAGCUUUGCGGAUCCUGGCAGCCGCGCGCUCGUGGACUGCGCGUUUCAUCCGUGCGUGCGCCUCGCGCGCUGGACCAAUUCUCGGGUGCUCUCGUUCGUACCCCCUGACGGAAAGUUUGUACUCAUGGAGUAUGCACUUGAUACUUCCAAGCUCGGCACCGCCGCGACGGCCCAGGCUGCAGUGCAGGUACCGCUGCACAUCAAGGCGGCGCUGAGCACCCACGAACAUGGUGGUACAUUCGACGUUGUCCUCACUUCGCGCCAUAUCAAGCCUCUGGAAGACGUCGUACUCGAGCUGCACCUUGGCGAGAGCGCCACCAGUGCGAGUUGUACUGUAGGAAGCGGCGCCGAGUGGUCAUACGUUCCUGCUCGUCAGGCUCUGCGUUGGGCAAUACCAGUCGUGCAGCAAGGAUCUGGUCGUUGGGCACUUCAGGGCACCUUCAACUCUUCCGAUAAACAUCCGCGCCCGGCGCGGGCCAUUCGAGCAAGCUAUAGCGUGAGCGCGAGUGUGCACUCGGGUCUUAAGGUCGAUCAGCUCAAAAUGACCGGCGAAACGUAUCGGCCGUACAAGGGUGUGCGCGGUCGGAGCGACGGGCAGAUCGAGUGGCGGGUGGAUUGGGUACAUCAAUCUACAUAA
Molecule: messenger RNA, 1335 nt
Organism: Peniophora sp. CBMAI 1063
Lineage: Eukaryota; Fungi; Basidiomycota; Agaricomycetes; Russulales; Peniophoraceae
Source: the annotation of a GenBank genome assembly